UUGGCAACCAUUUAAUACUUCAUUUUUGAGAAUAAUUUACAUUUUUUAUUCAAUUUUUAUGAUAUUAUUAAUAUUAACAACUGGAUUAGCCCUAAUAUGUUUAUUAGUAUUUUCUCCAACGAAUAAUAAAGAGUUAAUUGUAGAAAAUUCAUUUUUAUUGUUUACGCUAUUAAAUGGUUGGGUGAAAGCUGCGGUUAUUUUAUGCAAACAUAAAGAUAUUAAAAAUUUAUUGCACACAUUAUUGGAGGAUCAAUGUCAACCACAAGACAAAACUGAACACGUUAUACAACAAAAAUUUGAUAACGAAGCCAGGAAAGUUAAUGUAAUUUAUUCACUUAUGGUUGCAACGGCAGUGAUAUUAAUGUACACAUCAAUUUUUACAAUAAAAGAACGUGAAGAAAGAGCAGCGGCUCUUAAUACUUGGCGACCGUACGAUUUUGAGGAUAAUUAUUUUCAAAUAACAUGGGUGCAUGAAUUUUUUGCUCAUUUAGCAACAGCAACUGUUCAUAUGGCUGUCGAUUCAUUGGUGCCCGGUUUUAUAAUUCAACUUUGCUGUCAAUUACAAAUUUUUGAGUACAGUAGAGAUUUGCAGAAAACAAUUUUUGAAACAAAUUGGUUUUCCCUUUCAAACGAAACAAAAAGAAGUCUGAUAAUAAUGAUGAUUCGAAGUAAAAAGCCGAUAAUAAUUUCAAUUGGUUCAAUUUUAUUUGUAAAUUUAAAUUCCUUCGCAUCGAUUCUGAAAGCUUCUUAUUCGGCAUUCAAUGUACUACAACAUUCUGUAUAGUCUGCGUAUAAAAAGACUUGUGAAAAAUAAAUUUUCAUAAAAAUAUUAUUUAACCCUUUAUACAUUUUUUGUUUCGCAUUUAUUUUCUGUUUGUUAUUUAGUCGAGAAUGUUUAAGUCAGGAAAACUGCGGCAUUGUUAAAUAAUGAACAGUUAAAUUUAGUGGUAUGUAUAUGGAAUAUUACCUUUUCUAUGAAAGCCAUAA
This is a messenger RNA of Leptopilina heterotoma, 987 nucleotides long. RefSeq lists its product as uncharacterized. Gene Ontology annotation, cellular component: plasma membrane. The transcript is spliced from 4 exons. NCBI's taxonomy places the organism in Eukaryota, Metazoa, Arthropoda, Insecta, Hymenoptera, Figitidae. The record is from RefSeq and is a predicted model, not a curated record. Gene Ontology annotation, molecular function: odorant binding; olfactory receptor activity. Bases 59 to 784 code for a protein of 241 amino acids. Gene Ontology annotation, biological process: sensory perception of smell; detection of chemical stimulus involved in sensory perception of smell.